AUCCUGAUCUUUCUCUUCACGUGGCCAGAUCAAUAAUCAUGCUCUCGAGAGCGGUACCGAGUCAGGCGUACGGCGUGAUUGUUCGAUUCCUCAGUGGAAAAGGUACGCAGGCCGCGGGAAUGGUAGGUAGACAACGGGAAAGGUAGGUAGACAACGGAAAAGGUAGGCGCAGACACCGUAGGACAUACCUAUAUAUUCCAUCGCAAAGAUCAUGUCUUUCCCUUCUCUUCAUCCAUAGAUACGCAACUCAACGGUUCAAAAAACACGAUCCUCCUCACUAUAACGCCAUCAAAACGCAAGCUCUGAUAUAGAGACCUACACUCCAUAUAUACCUCGCAUCUCAAGCCACAAACUCGAAGAAGAAACCCUCUGCUCGAUUGCUCAAUCCUAUCAUAAGAUCUCUCUUCUCUCCCAACUCAAGCACACAAAACAAAUCAGAAAGAAUGUCGGGUACCCGCGCCUUCUCCGUCCUGUCCAAAGUCCGCGCUCUUGCCCGAGCCGCCGAAGCACAUCCCUUCCAACGCUAUCCUGUGACCCAAAAGCCAGCUCCAGCUGAUUGGAAUACGCAUAUUCAACGCGUGGCUGGUACCGCUCUAGCGGAUUUGGGUUGUGUGGCAAUCUUCGCCGGAUGGCCUUUAGUAGUCGCAGCGAUCAUGAACGGUCAUGUUCAUUGAGGUCAUGGAAAGGAGCACCACGGUAGUGGGAUAUAAUGACGAAACUUCGAUUCAAUAAUAGUGGAAGAAACAAUUGUUUGGAACGCGAAUCUCUCGGUGUCCAUACUUGGGAGAGGAACCAUGGUUCGGCAUUGCACUGCAUUGCAUAGCAUGUUUUGAAAGGAGUUUUAGGAGUGUUUAGAUAGGAAAAGAAAGCAUUGUCGGUGACCCAGAUUAGUCUCUUACAGUGCUUGGUGAUCAACAAUGAGC
Messenger RNA from Amorphotheca resinae ATCC 22711, 923 nucleotides. RefSeq lists its product as hypothetical. The record is from RefSeq and is a predicted model, not a curated record. NCBI's taxonomy places the organism in Eukaryota, Fungi, Ascomycota, Leotiomycetes, Helotiales, Amorphothecaceae. The transcript has 2 exons. The coding region runs from base 444 to 674 and encodes 76 amino acids.